Ilex paraguariensis (yerba mate) is the source of this 831-nucleotide messenger RNA. The record is from the annotation of a GenBank genome assembly. Lineage: Eukaryota; Viridiplantae; Streptophyta; Magnoliopsida; Aquifoliales; Aquifoliaceae.
AUGCAGCAUAUUGGCUGGAGACAACUAGUCGAAGUGUUUGAUGUAGUCCCUCCAGAGACUGGAUCUGUAAGUUCACUUGGAAAAAGGACAGUAGCAGAGGAUACUAUCAAGAAAAAGAACCCCCCCACAUCUGUUAAAAUCAGUCCAUGGGCAUUGGCACGCAUGAAUACAGAAGACGUUUCAAAAGUUGCUGCAGAGGCAAGGAAAAGAUCCAAAAUACUGCAACCUGUUGUGAAACGAGAAGCCCCUUAUGGCCUCGAAAUGGAUGGUGACUUUAGCAGCAGUGGACACCGAAUGAUCCCAAGGCCUGAUAAUAAUAGAAGGCGAUCUAGUAAGAGGUUUCGCCUCCCUGCAGAGCUACCCCUUGGAUCCCUGACCAAAGUUUCAAAUGAAGAUACUGAAAAUAGCGGAAAUGAUAUGAUUACUGAGACAUCAAGGAGUUUACCACCUCUUCAGCUUGAAGCACGGAGUGCUUUUCAAACAAGCCGAGCUACAUUCAGAUCAGGUGGUAUUGUCUCUUCUUCUCCAGAGAGCAGUUUAGACUCCCCUGAUCUUGACCCAUUCCGGGUCUCCUCGUCAGGAGCUGAAGAGGGAAGGAGACUCACUGGGCUAUCAGCAGCUGGCAUGGCUGCUCAGAAGGGUAUCCAAUUGUCAAGGUCAACUAGCGAUGGAUAUGAAGCGUCUGGCGGGGAAGAUAGUGACAAAGUUCCUUCCCGGAGUGUUCAAAGGUCGACAAACUGGAGUAACAUCUUCAGCACUGACCAGGAUGAAAAGGUCUCUCGACUGAAGGUGUCAUCUUCAUCUAGCCAAGCUAAAAGUAGAAAGCUUUGA